GAAAUAAAACGGAAACUGGCUAGUCCACGAAACAGAAAAAGGCAGCGAGAGGUGAUGCUCGGAGGAACUAAAAACCAGAUAAUAUAACAAGAACUGUACGAAACGGCGUUGGGUUGCAUUUUUAAAAACGGUGCAGUCGACGGAAGGUCUCCAGAAAUGUCCGCCCAAGCUCAAAUGAGAGCUUUGCUCGACCAGCUGAUGGGAACAGCGAGGGACGGUGAGUUACUGUAACAGGCUAGCUGUGCUAGCUAGUGAGCCAAGAUGGCGCCUCUGCUGAAGCUGGCUGUGAUGGUGUGUGAUGGACAGAGCUGCAUGGAUGGAUGGACUGCAGAGGGCUGUUACAUUGUUAGUUACAUGUAGAGUUUACGAGUACACGUUCAAUAUUAAUGUUUGUAUCCAUUCAGGGCAAACUGAACAUGAAAAAGGGCGACUUGUUUGUUUCGGCUUCAAGAAAUUUAGCGCAGUCUUUCUAACAAUCAGCUAAGUGAGCUAAUGUUUGCUAUGAAGCAGCGGACCCAGCAUCUGGUAAUACACAUUUUUGGUAUAAUCCAAAGUAACGCAACUCUAGAGAUAAUGACAACACUUGUUGGAGACAUUUGUAGUUGUUAGUAUUGGUGCAUUUUUAGAGCUCACCAGGGCCUGACGUAACAUCAGGCCUAAUAGUGCAUGAUCAUUACCCCCACCCCCCACCCCCCAAAAAAAACAAACCUUUAAUAUUUAAGAUGUUAAAAUAUCACUCAAGUAAUACUUCGCAGACAUAUCCACACGUUUUGAAGUAUCAAGAUAAUGUUGUAAAUUACUUUAAAUGACACAGGAUGUCAGCAUCAACUGAGAGGACAGUAAAUAAGGGAGUAAAAACAACUUUUAUUGAUAUAACUUAGCUGAAUGAUUUACCCUAAUCUAAGUUAUCACUCUGAUGUAAGUGUAGAUAGUUGAAAUCUCCUCAUUUGUGUUGUUACUAGGGUUGGGCGAUAAUACAAUAACAAUAUAUAUCAAAAAUUAAUUUCCUUCAAUAUUGAUCUAACACAUGGUCAAUGUCCUUUUUCGAUAGCCUGCAUUCUGCCAUGUUUUUGUAGACUAUAUGAAUAGUAAGGGUGGGAAUCUUUUACUGUCUCACGAUUCGAUUUAAAGUCGAUCUUCGAUUCAAAAGGAUUUUAUUCAUAAUGAUUUCUGACCUGAUUUCUAAUCGUGAUCUACUUCCAUCUGCUGUGCAAAACAGAAAGACAAAUGAAGACAUUAAAGUGUCUUUUUCACAUUUAUUUAGCUCUAAGCAUUUAUCUAUGCUUAGAUGGAAUUUUUAAAAGCAAUACUACAUACUGCUUCAGUAACAAAACUAAAAGUACCUCUUUAUAUAAUGAAUAGUUUAUAUAACAAGUAUAUAUAGCUUAGUAUUAUAUAGUUUAUAUAAAAAAUUGCUUCGUGAAGCUCUGCAGCUGGCGGCUGAGUCUGCUCCAUGUCUCUUAUCUCCAGUCGAUGCCUCGUAACGUGAGCCCGCACAUUUGUCCUGUUGCCGAAAUGCUUGAUUCUAGUUUUACAAUGUCGGCACACUGUGUGCGUCAUGUCCAGCUCAGUGUGUCCGGGCAUUUGGUAAAAUCCGAAAUGACGCUAAACUUUAGCUUUUAGUGAAGACAGGGCCAGCUGGAUCUCCUUUUCCUCCAUCAUUGUAUUUUCCUUUGUUUUGGUGCCUUCUGUGCAUGUGUGCGUUCCAGAACCGGCUGUGGGAUGACGUCAGGACGUCCAGCGUAGUUCCAAAAUGGAGGUGGACAGGCAGCGGAUAUUUAAUCUUUUAAAAUUGAUUUUGGGACGUUUUAAUUAGAUUUUGAAUCGUAGUAAAUUAAAAUGGUGAUUCUUGUGUGAAUCGAUUUUUUUUGGCGCGCCCCUAAUGAAUAGCCAAUGAAAAGGGGAGUUGCUCCAGGUCCGCUUAUGCUAAACCAAUCAUGUGCUCAAUUAGAACCAAGUAGCAAACAACUGCGUAGUAGAAGGCCACAGCUACAUGCAACCAUAGCACUUUAACAUGUGAAGCCGACGCUAACCCCCUCAGAGAUGCAGAUGAAGGCUCAACAGAUGAUGACAUUGUCGACAACACUGACACGUAAACAUUAGUGGUGUGGAGAUAUUUUGGUUUUUUGAGGUCGGACAUGAAGCAAAGUAAUGUGCACUGCAAAUUAUGUGGAGUACAUGUUUUCACAAAGUCAGGGAAUUUUUAUAUCGUGAUAUAUAUCAGUACUGACUGAUAUGAAUCGUGAUAAACUUUUUCCCAUAUCGCCCAGCCCUAAUUGUUUUUAUUGUUUGCAGAAGGGAGCCAUCAGUUUAAAUGACUUUCUAAUGCCCUUUGGAUACAGACAUUAGAGGUGAAAAUAGCUGUUUAGUCUGACAUUCAUGGGUAGUAAAAUGCAACUAACUGCUGCCCUGCCAUUAAUAAUUAAAUCACAGUUUCAACUUGACCAUGAUAAUAUCAGCAGCCCUGUUGAUCAUCCGUACUAAGUUGAUAAUUCGACUUGUGCAGCGAGAGUGAAUUUGUGUGUGAGUUUGUGGGUGUAAGUGUGAUGAGACUGUUAUCAAAUUCUUCCCAUACAUGUGUUGCAUACAAACUGAACAAUUGUGGCCCCUUUAUUUUAUUCAUUAAGGUUCAGUGUAUCUUUGCCAGCCCACAACAAUCUGCAAAGGAGUUGCAGAAAAGCCUCAUGUUCAUCGAGCCGUGAGUCACACAUAAUUUUUAAAGCUGUUAUGAUGAAUAUCCAAACAAUUUGUUUGCCUUCCGGAAGUUACUGUAGCCUUUUUUAACACACAAAUGGGUAAACAUUAAGGCACUAGCAUUAAAAUUUGGAGUAGUUUUAAGCAGCUUGAGUUAGACGUCUGGUCGCGCUGAAUCCAUCGAGCAAAUUUUUCCAUUAGUGGCUGUUUUCAGAAGGCAAUUUUUAUAGUCAUCGAAAGAAAAAAAAAACUUUGCACACAUCAUUUACAAUCUGACUUGUGUAUGACUCCCAACUUCUUACUACAGGUAUGGGCAAGAAAACUGUUCCCAUUUAUACUUUUCUACAGCGGGUUUAAAAUUCUGCAGCUGAGGUCUUGAAGAUUCAGAAGGGUACAGUAUGUGGUGCAGAUCGCAGUGUGUAUAAACUAUAUUUUCUCCUUGGAUUUCUUUUUUCUUUUUUUUUUUUUUUUCUUUUUUUUCUUGUCAGUGUUUUAUGCAUUUUUAAAAGGCUUGACUGGAAAAAAUGCCCGAAAUGUUCUUUCACAUUUGUAACAGUAAUAUUUGCUCCAUUGUAAAUCUUGUUGGAAUAAAAAAUAAAAAUCAGCUUGUGGUCAUUUAGGAAGUUAUUUCUUUGCCAGUUUUGUCCUCUUGUUUGAAAUCUUAAGUCUGCAUAACAGUGGACAGUUAGCCUCACCAUGAGUUAAGCUGAGAUGAGGCUCUAAAUUUACACACUUUUUAUUGAGACUUGGGAAAGGUAAGCACCCACCACAAUAUACAGUAUACUGUAUACAUGCAUUCACAUGUAAAUUUUACCUCUUUAUGUAUUUACACAUAAUGAACAUCCUCCAACAGAAGUGACUGAGUGAAGUGAAGAUAAAGAUGUUUAACUCGGACAAGCAGAAUAUGAGGAUCUGCUCAUAUAAGUGGGCACAAAUUGCUUUAGGCAAUUUAAGUGAUAAGAAUCUGCCCAUUAAAUGUAGCUGUUGUAGAAAUAUGUUAUAAUACACUGGAUAUUUCGCCCUUGCUUACAAAUAUGUAAGGUCUUUCUCACUGGUUGUUUUUUUGGACUGUUUCAGGUGAUGAGACGCGACAGAGGGUCAAGUUCACCGACGAGCGAGUCUGCAAAAGUCAUCUCCUUAACUGCUGUCCACAUGACAUCCUAUCUGGGACUGUAAGUGUUAUCUUAAAGCACCCAAGAAGUAUUAUUGCCAUGUAUUUCAAAGGACUUCAGAGCAAUUCUGAGUAGCAGAAGAACAAAACAUGUAAAUAAGAACUUGUCUCUUGUUUAUAUACAUUAAGAUUUUGAAUCCAUUUUUGUUUUCUAGCGCAUGGACCUUGGGGAGUGCACAAAGAUCCAUGACCUGGCUCUUCGGGCAGAUUAUGAAAUUGCGUCCAAAGAGAGAGAUCUGUUCUUUGAGCUUGAUGUAAGUGACAUCCGUAUUCACUGUUAAAUAACACAGAUUAAGUGGUGGCACUGUGCAAGAGUGGCUGACUUUGUUAUACACAGUUUUAUACUUGCUGUUGAUUUCAUAUCUGAAGUCAAGAGUUCAAACAGUCAGUGAUUUCUGUUUCAUUUGGCAUUUACACUUACCUUUCCAAAUCCAAACUCUUGUUCCUCCAUAUGGCAAACUGUCUCAUUGUAGUUGUUAAGAAUAUUUACAAAUGUACAAAUGCAUAUGUAGAUGAUGUCAAUGUAACAAGGAGUUUACAUGUGUCCAAAUGCAUGCAAAUUCACAGAGUAAAUAUUUGAGCCUUCCUCUGUCAACGAAUGUUUUCUGUCCUUCAGGCGGUGGAUCACCUGGAGUCAUUCAUUGCUGAUUGUGACCGAAGAACAGAGCUGGCAAAGAAGCGUUUGGCUGAGACCCAAGAAGAGAUCAGCGCUGAGGUGGCAGCAAAGGUGAGUGACGUAAACCCCUUAAACAACACAUUAUGAUUCGAAGUAAUCACAUUCACGCUCUGUCUACCAGGUUUCCUGCGGGGCGUUUAAAUCUCUUCAUGCUGUACUCAGUCAGUGUCAUACCAUAGCUAUACAAUAUAAUACAAUUAGUCUUCUAUGUGGUGUGUUGCAGGCAGAGAAAGUUCAUGAGCUGAAUGAAGAAAUAGGAAAGCUUCUGGCAAAGGCUGAGCAGCUUGGAGCCGAGGGCAACGUUGAUGAAGCCCAGAAGGUUCUGCAGGAAGUGGAGAAAGUGCGCACGAGGAAGAAGGAUGCCGAGGUAAGAAAGGGGAGCUGGGCAUGUAUUUCACAUAAGGGUGUGGUGAUGCUUUUCCUUCUAUGAAUAAUCAAGGUCCAUGUGCUGAUCUUCUCACCCUCAGGAAGAAUACAGAAACUCCAUGCCGGCCUCCAGCUUUCAGCAGCAGAAGCUUCGGGUGUGUGAGGUGUGCUCUGCUUACCUGGGUCUGCAUGACAACGACCGUCGGCUGGCUGAUCACUUUGGUGGAAAGCUUCACCUGGGCUUCAUCCAGAUCAGGGAGAAACUGGACCAACUCAAGGUGCAUGUCGGCUUUAUUCCCCAUGUAAACUAACAGGGCUACUGCUGCUUAAGCCCACCAUAAAUAGAUCAAGACACAGAAUAUAUAAUGUGAGAAAUAACCUUUUUUGUUUCUUCAAAGUUUGCAAAAACAUGGCUUUACAAUGGCUUUACCCCUAAAAGCUCACUUUGGUUUUAUUGUGAUCAGAAAACGAUGGUUGACAAGCAGGAGAAAAGAAACCAGGAGCGCCUGAAGAGACGAGAAGAGAGGGAAAAAGAAGAGAGGAUGAAGAAGAGGUAAAUGCACACAUUAACUGUCCAUGCUCAUUUCUUGAGGGUAGUUUUGUUUCCACUGAUCAGUCUAACUUUUUGGUUUCCAUUUGCUUCAUAGGACCAGAUCACGCAGUAGAGAGCAUAGAAGGUAGGAAAGCAGUUCUAUCCAUCUGCUUCACAAUCAGUUACUUUCUGUGGUGGAAAGAUCCCCUUUGAGUUAAAUAUAUCUCGCUUGUUGUCAUAUUUUUAUCAGGUCCCGUUCUCGUGACCGCAGAAGGAGGCGCUCUCGCUCCACAUCGCGCGACAAGCGCCGCUCACGCUCACGUUCCAGGGAGAGGAGGAGGAGGCACCGCAGCCGCUCCCGCUCCCGCAGUCGAGGACACCGUCACAGCCAUGAGCGGAGCUCCAAACACAAGUAAACAAAACACAACUAAGCUCGCACCUUCAACCGGAAGCUUCUCUUCCUUUGGGACAGUUAAAACCUUUUUGUUGUUCAAUCUCAGUGUUUGUAGUUUUGAAAGUGAAACACUCUCAUGUUUCAGCAGAUUCGGCUACUCAACAGUCCAGAGUCUCCUUUGUAAUUUUUGUAUUUUUUUAUUUCAUGAUGUGCUAAAUGUUUUCAAAUGUGAUGAGUUUGAAAACAUGAGCUGAGGCUGUUGAGACUUUAGAUUUGGGACUGUAGGCCACUUUAGCACCUGAACUCUUCUACUGUAGAGCAUUACUGUUAGAAUUCAUGCAGAAUGUAGUUUGGUAUCAACACACAGCAGAAGUUGUUUGUGAAUGCAGUAAUAAAACUGUUCAAAAUGGAGAGAACAAACUUCAGUUUGGAAAGUGUCAGAGAAUUUUUCAACUUUCACUUUUUUUCCUGUCUCUCUUCAGAUGUCCUAUGGAGUAAUGGAAAAAAAAUUACCCUGUAGCCAACAUAAAAUGAGCAUGUUUUUUUAUAUAUAUAUUUCUGUUGCCACUCUUGUGAAGUUGUCCUUCCACUGUUUUAAAAUCGUUUAAAAAUAAGAUUUGAUAGAAGCGAGCAGUUUACACAUACCACCACCAUUUCUCCUUAUAUCUUCUUUGCCCUUGACAUUUUGUACACUUUUGUCACUCAGGUCGUCCAGGGACCGAGAGCGCUCCUCCAGAGACAGGUCAAGGGAGCGAGACAGACGGGAUGGCAUGAACGGCAGGUCGGACUCCCGCCGGGCAGAGGACAGGGACAUGGGGGACCUCUGAAGACCAAACUUCCAUAAGUCACUACACACACACCCCCUCCUGUCUCUCACUCUCACCUGUCUGUCCAUUUCUAAUGACCCUGAUGUCACACACUCCUCGGCUUGACUCCUCUGUUCUCCAGCCUGCCUCCUUUUUUGCGUGAGAGUGUACACAAAUCUGAAAUAUUCUAUGGAUUACAAUUCUUAGCAUCCAGUUAACCAAAUUGAAGUUGAUAUGGGAAGUUGGUUAGUUAUUGAUUUGUAGUGGAGUGUUUUGUAAAAUCCAAAUCUGUAAUUUGGUGGCAGGUUGUAUCCAAUACAUCAUCCUGAAAAUGAUCCCAGCGGAAGAGGUAAACAAACUAAAGAUCUGCUGGACCAAAAUAAAACCGAUCCACUAUCUUUUGUUUCUCAUGAUGGCAGGUUCUCAUAUAGGCAGAACCUAUAUGUAAAUAUGAUUUGGGCGUACUGAUUGUUACAGUCUGAAAACCCUCGUCCUGUCAAGAAGUUUGUAUUGUUACCUCCUUCUGAAGAUUUUUUUUAAUUUUAAAUCACCAGCUCUAAAAGUUUUUGAAUGUCUGUCCAUUUACUUUUAGUUUGAUGAAGCCAAGUUGAAGUCAUAGGAACCCAAUUCAAAACCAAACGGUUUAAAGUUGUGAUCAUUAGUAUGUUUUCAGUUGUUUUAUUUUUUCCUUUGAGUUUGAUUAUAUACUGUUGGUAGUCAAGGGAAUGUGUCACAUAAAGAGUUUGGCCAGUGGAGUUAAUGUUUGGUUUUGAAGUUUUCACUCGCAUAAUGUUUUUUUUUUUUUGGAUUCAAACAGAAUGACAAUAAUGACUUCGAGUGUCAGCAUGAAAAGAUGAAGGUACAAAAAUAAAACAUCUGAAAUUCAAAGUUAAAAUUGUAUAUAUGUUUUUUAUUAGUCAAGUUCAUCAGUUAAAUAUUUGCCCCGUUUGGACAGAUUCCUCUGUGAAUAAAUCUGUUAUUGCAAUCAGAUUUUAAUGGAUGCAUCGCUUUGCCUCAUGUGUGCAGUCAUUCUGUCUAUGUUUGCCCGAAAAAUCUUUCUUUCAAGUCUCUAUUAAAAAAUCCCACCAUUUUAA
Molecule: messenger RNA, 7733 nt
Organism: Xyrichtys novacula (pearly razorfish)
Lineage: Eukaryota; Metazoa; Chordata; Actinopteri; Labriformes; Labridae
Source: the annotation of a GenBank genome assembly